CAUUCACUCGAUAUAUCAUAAUAAUAAGCUUGCGUAUAACUUGGAAUUGUUGAAAAUGGUAACAAUGGAUAUGGUUGGCAGAUGUGUCUGAAAUGGUUACAAUGGGAUAGUAUCACCUGUUACGGUCGUGGUCCUAUAAUAUUUCAUCGCAGAAGUAGAGAUUGUUCCUAUGAUGUCCUGGUUUUUACUGGAAGAGUAAUUGAUAGAGGAAAAUUGUUCCAAUCGAGUAGGAGUUCUCCUUAUGCAAGCAUUAGCUCUAAACUCUGUGUUAAUAUUCUUACUUCUUGUGUGGUAAUUCCACAUGGAUUGAUUGCAGUGCAUAAAAAUGAUUGGGAAUGGGUGUAUGAGCCUUUUCUUAGACUUGGGUACCUGUCCAAAUUUUCCUUUGCAAAUUUAAUGGUGAUUUCAAGUGCUAGAGAAGAUGGUAAUGGUGAUACUAGAAAGCAGUCUGACAGAAUGCAGCAUCAACGUCACGUUCUCUGGACCAAUCAAUUGAAUUUUCAAAUGCCAGGGCUAGGUAUGUAUGGCAAUGCAGAAUAUUUUUUUAAUCCUUUGCUGGUAGAGUAUCUUCUUGGGUUCUUCAAUCUACAACAUAGGGUUCUAUAUUGUCAUAUAUUUUUUCUUAGUGGGAAUUGUGUUGCUUGGGUUUUCCAGUUUAUGAGAACCUAUUAUACAUCAGACAGAAAAAUAUAUUUUCCAGUGCUCAAGGUUUUGAAUUCAGAAGGUGCUAUUCUCUGGGAUGUUUCGAUACUUCAAGUGAUAAAGGAAAUUGAGUAUGUUAUUGCACAGAGAAUGCUUGAUCAAGGGAUGGCUAGAGACAUCAGUUUUCUGACUCAAAUGGGACUAGUUCGGGAAGGUAUUGUUACACCAAUUACAAAUUCAAGUCAGAAUCUGCUGGACAUCACGAGCAUGAGAGUUGGUUGGUUAUUUUACAUGUGUGCGAGAAGUGAAAAAUAUCUAUGCGAUAGCCUGGUUCUUGCUAGAACGCUAUUUGAUCGAGGGAAAUUAUUUGAAUCUAUCAGUAGGUAAUUUUAUCACAAUACAAGCAAUUCUCGUUUCAGUUUUGGUAUGCUUAUUACUGGGUUGAUUGUUCUUUAUGGCAUCAUUCUAAGCCACAACUUGGUUUUAAUUGCGAUGGCGAAUGUAUGUUUGUUUGUUAAGAAGGGUGACAUGGAUGAUGCCAGAGGGAUGUUUGAUCAAAAAUUUCGGCAAGGUAAUGUUCUCUGGGCUGAGGCAAUACUUCAAGUGACUAAAGAAAGUGAGUUUGAGAAUGUGCAAGAACUAGAAGGGGCUCAGAAAGGGUUGUGGAGUUUAAGAUGGGAUUAUUACUCCUUACAACUUAAGGAUUUACUGUAUGAGAAGAUGGAAGCCAAGAAAGGAAAAUAUUUGUGUUAUUCUUGCUGCAAGGCUUUCAAGGUCAAGUUUAAAUGUGUCCAUCAACAUCAUAUUGUGCUACAUUAACCUCAGAAGCAUGAGAAGAACUUGGUAGUUGCGUGUUUAGUCAUCAAGGCACUAAUCCACCAGAGGGUAAUAGAAGAAAUUUUCAUCCAUAACCUUGCUGGAAGUGGAGUAACAAGUCUCAGGCAUUGGGUUGAGUAUCAUUUGGUCAACACU
This is a messenger RNA of Papaver somniferum (opium poppy), 1614 nucleotides long. RefSeq lists its product as uncharacterized. The record is from RefSeq and is a predicted model, not a curated record. Lineage: Eukaryota; Viridiplantae; Streptophyta; Magnoliopsida; Ranunculales; Papaveraceae. The coding region runs from base 82 to 1029 and encodes 315 amino acids. The transcript has 2 exons.